AUGAUUAAAUUAUUCUUAUUUUUAUUUAAUAUUUUAAUAAUUUCAAAUGAACAACAAUAUGUAGAUAAAAUAAUUGAGGAAAAAUGUAACAUAGAACAUGCUCAAAUAUAUAAUCCUUAUUUUAAGAAUCAAAAAUUAUUUAUUAUUGCUGAUGAUUGUAAUUUUAUUGAAUAUAAAACUUUAAAUUAUACAUUAAAAAAUAAUAAUUGUAAUAAUUCAUUAAAAAUUCUUUUAAUGUCAGAAGAAUUUAUAGAGAAUGAUACAAAAUUUAAAUCAAUUUAUAUUCUUUAUAAGAAUGAUUUAUCACAACGUUUUGAAUUAAAAAAGGUAUAUGAAGAAAAAUCAAAUGUAUAUUAUGUUCCAGGACAAUUAUUUUUUGAAUCUAAUAGUAUAUCUACAAUACAAAAAAUAAAUUGUCGUAUUGUUGAUAUAAUAAUAAAUUUUCUUUCAUCAAAUUAUAAUAUAACAAAAAAUGCUUUUUUUAUUCGCAUAACAACUGAUUUAUAUGAAGAUAAAAAAGUAAUCAUAAAUGUUUAUAUAACAUUUAAAAAUAGAAAUAAUUUUUAUAUAAAAAUGUUUACACUUCUUAUUAAUUUUGAUGAAUCAAAUUUAGAUGAAACAAGAAAUGUUGAAAAUUGUACAGAUAAAAAUGCCAAUAAAUAUUAUAAGAUAAUUUCAUUUGACGAUAAUUAUAAAAUUCUUCAUACAUCUCAAGAUUCAAUUCAAGUACUUUAUUAUAAUGACUUUACAAUCAAUGUAAAAAAAAUAUUUAAUUAUUAUAAACUUUAUAAUGAAAUUAAAAUUGAAUUAAUUUAUAAAAAUAUGAUGAAAAGCCAAGUUACCUUAUGUCUUGAUAAAAUAAAUAUUAGUAGACCAAUAUAUAUAUAUUUUUAUGAUGAAGAUCUUUUUGAAAAAGUAGAAAAUGAUAGAAACAUGAAAUAUAUAAAAAAUAGAAAUACAAUUAUUUAUAUAAUUAUUAUCGUUAUAUUAAUAAUAAUAAUUUUUUUGUCAUCUAAAAUUAUUAAAAAAGAAUAUAAAAAGAAAAAUAUUAUAGAUAAAAAAAAGAAAAUUGAAAAGAAAAAAAAUAAAAAGUUAUAUGAAAUUAUUAAUGAAAAACUUAAACAACAAUUAUCUAAUAAUGAUAAUGGUAAUGGACCAAUAGUACCAUAUGUAAAAUUUGAUAAAAGAUAUAAUGAAAAAAAAAUUAUUUCAAAAAAAAGAAUUACUGGAAUGAAAAUAAAAACAUUAUCAAAAAAUAUAGAAUACGUUAGUACAUAA
Strongyloides ratti is the source of this 1278-nucleotide messenger RNA. RefSeq lists its product as hypothetical. The coding region runs from base 1 to 1278 and encodes 425 amino acids. The transcript has 2 exons. Lineage: Eukaryota; Metazoa; Nematoda; Chromadorea; Rhabditida; Strongyloididae. The record is from RefSeq and is a predicted model, not a curated record.